This is a messenger RNA of Phycodurus eques (leafy seadragon), 1538 nucleotides long. RefSeq names its product STN1 subunit of CST complex (gene stn1). Lineage: Eukaryota; Metazoa; Chordata; Actinopteri; Syngnathiformes; Syngnathidae. Gene Ontology annotation, biological process: double-strand break repair via homologous recombination; nucleotide-excision repair; DNA replication. Bases 73 to 1182 code for a protein of 369 amino acids. The transcript has 9 exons. Gene Ontology annotation, cellular component: site of double-strand break; CST complex; DNA replication factor A complex. The record is from RefSeq and is a predicted model, not a curated record. Gene Ontology annotation, molecular function: single-stranded telomeric DNA binding.
CGAAAAGCUACACUCGUAGCUAGCUUACUUCCUAGCUACGGUAGGGGAAAACCAUGAGAUUUGACUGUCGAAAUGAAAUAUCGGCAUUCGGCAGGUAGAAUGGAUCCUGCAGAAGAGCUUCCGUCCAUUUUGUGGGGAUUGGACCCGAUCUUUUCUGCUUUCGCCAGGCUAUAUAUCACAGACAUCCUCCACAUGAGGGAGUCCUGUCAAGUGCCAGAUAUUUAUUUCUACAAGUCACAUCCAAUCCACUCUGUAGAUGUUCUUGGGACAGUCGUUUAUAAGAGGGAAAGAGAGGACUUCAUCUGUUAUGGAGUGGACGAUGGUACUGGUGUCAUAAACUGUCUGUGUUGGAAAAAUGACCCGAUGAAAGAAGAGGUGGAUUCUGGUAAAUUCAGGGGAAAACCAAAUGAUGUCCUUCAGGGAGGUUUUAAUCUAGCUGUUGAGCUGAAAAAGCUGAGACAGGCCCAGCAGAGCCACUUCCAUCUAGAGAUUGGAGAGCUUCUGCGAGUCAGAGGACCAGUAAAGACGUCAAAGCAACAGAGAGAGAUUAUUGCCUCCACCUACUAUAAAGUGAAUGACCCAGUGAUGGCAGUCCAGAUUGAAUGGAUGAUUGAGGUUUUACAGGUGUAUAGAGAGUUCUAUGACAAACCACUCCAUCUACAAACCAACACCACAAAUGAGUCUUCUAUCAGUUCCCAAAGUGAGGCCACAAAUAUCAUCAAAGAUUUCUUAGAGCAGAGGUGUGUGAGCAAAUUCAGACCUUAUGAUGUUCAGGACCUCCUUCAGCCUCUCAUUGCCAGCUGUACUGAAACAGCACCUGGAGACCAGGAGCCUGUGGAGGGUCCCUCUGCAUGCCAGCAACUAAGCAUGCUUCUUAAAGAGGCUCUGCAAAUUUUACAGGAUGAGGGCUUUGUGUACCGCGGGGUUGAGUCCCAGGAUAAAGUCUAUUUUGUGACGACACAGGAUAAAGAGCUAUUUAUGGCAGUUAAAGACAUAAUCAGGGAGGACUCAAAAAGAGAGAAGUAUCAAGAGAAGGGUUGCCACAUCCUUCACAUCCUGUCUUCAGUAAGACAGCGCCACAGCAUGAAUGUGAGCAAAGCAGCGCUUGAGCUGGUUCUCAAAUCACUGGAGUGCAACAGUGACAUUGUCAGCACCAGAGAGAACUAUUUUACUAUGUUUUAGGCCAGUGUUAGGGACUACAUUGACUCUAUUUCUUAUUUAUUUAUUUAAAAAUAUAAAAAAGAUCUCUAAAAUCUUGUAGCAGCUUUUUCCUACAAAGUCAUAAAUAUUAACUAAUCAUGUAGUACAGUAUGUCAUCUUUUUGAAAAUGGAUAUUGAUAUCUUUGGACAAUAUAUAUAUAUUUUUGUAGUGGUUACCUUUUCCAGACCCUGUAAAGAGAGUUAAGUACAUACAACACAUUAUACGUGUUUGAUGAUAAUUGCUGAAAAUGUGCAGACAGAAGUAGGGAUAAACAAGAGUUCCAAAAUUAAAUAUAUCAAUAAAUCAUUAAAUGUCAUGAAGUAUUUAUUUCAAUAUU